UCAAUGGCGCGGACCUUCAAGGAAGUUUAGUGCGAACAGCUGAGGUAUCUAUGCGAUAUUUGGUCGAUUAAGAUUGAUUAAAUAAAUUCACAGCUCUGAAUUGAAACACUGAAGUGGUGGAAAUGGAGAACGGGAAUGGUGUGAGUCGCUUCCCGUUUCCUUUUCAACCGUAUCCGAUCCAAGAGCGCUUUAUGGAGGCGCUGUACGCCGUGCUGGAGCAGGGCAAAGUGGGCAUCUUCGAGAGCCCCACCGGCACGGGGAAAUCUCUGAGUCUGAUCUGUGGUGCGCUGACAUGGUUGAAAGACUUUGAGGAGAAGAAACGACAAGAAGCUGCGAAGCUUCUGGAGCUCACUGUGAGCGCGCGCGCAGAUGGAGAAGGAAAAGACAGAGACGGAAACACGCUUCAGGUGGAGAAGAAAGGGAGCGGUGCUGGCACUGGCACUGAUGGAGAGCUGGACUGGAUUUCAGACUUUGUGCAGAAAAGAGAAGAGAGAGAGAUGGUGAACAAAUUAAAGGAUGAAGAGAUGAAGAGGAAGAGGAGAGAGGAACGACUGGAGAUGAUCAGACACAACGCUCAGCUUAAAUACGCCAUGAAGAGAAAAAACAGUGAGAAUAGUGAGACGGAAAAGUUACUGCAGUUCAGUAAGCAGGACACGGGCUCAGAGGAAGGACCUAACGAAGAUGAAGACGAUGGGCUCGUAGUUGCGGAUUAUGAAAGUGAUGAAGAAGCGACAUCCAAAAACAGGCUCUGUGAUGAUGAUGAUGACGAUCUGGAGGAGGAACAUGUCACUAAGAUCUAUUACUGCAGCCGUACACACUCACAGCUGGCCCAGUUCGUUCAUGAAGUGCAGAAGAGUCCGUACAGAUCCACAGUCAGCUUGGUUAAUCUUGGGUCUAGACAGAAUCUGUGCAUUAAUCCAGAGGUGGCACGACUGGGAAGUGUUCAGUUGAUCAACGAUCGCUGUAUGGAGCUCCAAAAAAAUAAACAUGAUAAUCAGAGCAAGGUGGACUCGGAGCCGAAACGCCGCCGCGGUGCCAGCAAGGCGACCUGCACUUUUGCAGGCUACGAGAAAAUGGUGACGAUGCGAGACGAGGUGUUAGCGAGUGUCCGAGACAUUGAGCAGCUCGUACAGCAUGGCCGAGAAACACACACAUGCCCUUAUUACAGCACGCGGCUAGCUAUUCCUGCAGCCCAGGUGGUGGUGUUGCCGUAUCAGUCUCUUCUUCAUGCCGCGACUCGCAAAGCCUCCGGGAUCAAACUGAAGGAUCAGAUCAUCAUUAUCGACGAGGCUCACAACCUCACAGACACGAUCACGGCACUGCACAGUGCCGAGGUCACUGGAGCACAGCUGUGCAGGGCUCACUCACAGCUCUCUCAGUACUGCAACCGAUACAGGAGCCGCCUGAAGGCCAAGAACCUGAUGUAUAUCAAGCAAAUCUUGUUUGUGCUGGAGGGGUUGGUGCGCACUCUGGGAGGGAAGGUGGGCAUGAAUCCUGUGGCUCAGAGCACACAGCCUGGAACUGAACUGUUAACCAUUAAUGACUUCCUGUUCAGAGCGCAGAUAGACAACAUCAACCUGUUCAAGGUGCAGAGAUAUUUUGAGAAGAGUCUGAUCAGCAGGAAGUUGUUUGGAUUUUCUGAGAAGUAUGAAGGCAGCGGUGUAAACGCACAUACAAGCUCUAUGAAUAAGGAGAAUCGCAGAACUGAGGGACUUGGGCGCUUCUUGCAGGGCCUUCAGAGCAAAGCUACAGCUCCUGUAGACCAUCAGGGUUCAGUAGAAGACAGACCGGUUAUGGCGUCUCCUAUGAUGCUUGUGGAAAGUUUCCUUUUCGCUCUCUCCAGCGCCAACAAAGAUGGAAGAGUGUUGAUGGAGAAACAAGCGUGUCUGGCUCAGAGUAGUGUAAAGUUUCUUAUGCUGAAUGCAGCGGUUCAUUUUACACAAGUUCUCCAAGAAUGCAGAGCCGUCAUAAUCGCUGGAGGAACAAUGCAGCCUGUCUCAGACUUUAAGGAGCAGCUUCUCCUGUCAGCUGGAGUUCCUAAUGAGCGCAUUGCAGAGUUUUCAUGUGGUCAUGUAAUCCCUCCAGAGAAUAUUCUACCCAUAAUCCUCUGCAGUGGACCGUCUGGAAAGGAGCUGGAGUUUACCUUCCAGACCAGAGAUACACCACAGAUGAUGGAAGAGACGGGACGGGUUCUGUCCAACCUUUGCAACGUGGUUCCAGGAGGCGUGGUCUGUUUCUUCCCAUCCUAUGAGUAUGAGAGGAGAAUUCUGGGACACUGGGAGAGUAACGGAGUCCUCCAACGACUUGCAGCCAAAAAGAAGAUUUUCCAGGAACCAAAGAAAGCGAGUCAGGUGGAGCAGGUGCUGUCUGAGUACUCCAAGUGCAUCCAGCGCUGCAGCAAUGCUGGAGGCGGCCAGUCGGGGGCGCUGUUAUUCUCUGUGGUUGGAGGAAAGAUGAGUGAAGGGAUUAACUUCUCAGAUGAUCUGGGCAGAUGUAUUGUGAUGGUCGGAAUGCCGUAUCCCAACAUCAAAUCGCCUGAACUUCAGGAGAAAAUGGCGUAUUUAGAUAAGAACAUGCUGCAUUUGGAUGGCAGAAGUCCUGGGAAGGCUUUAAUCGAAAAUUUGUGCAUGAAGGCUGUCAACCAGUCAAUAGGCCGGGCAAUUCGUCACAGAGGAGAUUACGCCUGUAUUGUGUUGUGUGACCGGCGCUACGCUCGCACUGGCACACUGCAGAAGCUUCCGGAGUGGAUCAGGAGCAGCACACGCACUCACAGUAACUUCGGGCCGGCUUUUGCCAGCAUUAGGAAGUUUUUCCUGGAGAAGCGACAAGCGCAGCACUGAGCCGAACGCCACAUGACCUCGAUUCUUCAUCUCCAUCCAGAUGCAAGUUCUGUUUGUGUUUUUCAUGUUUAGCGUGCAUGUGGUUGUGUAAUCCUGUAAAAGCCACGUAAAUUAUUAACAUUCCUCCGGUCCGUUCAGAGUUGGAGUCUAUGUUCAUGUGA
Molecule: messenger RNA, 3001 nt
Organism: Hemibagrus wyckioides
Lineage: Eukaryota; Metazoa; Chordata; Actinopteri; Siluriformes; Bagridae
Gene: ddx11
Product: DEAD/H (Asp-Glu-Ala-Asp/His) box helicase 11
Exons: 27
Coding region: 123-2840 (905 amino acids)
Biological process (GO): nucleobase-containing compound metabolic process; establishment of sister chromatid cohesion
Cellular component (GO): nucleus
Molecular function (GO): hydrolase activity, acting on acid anhydrides, in phosphorus-containing anhydrides; DNA binding; ATP binding
Source: RefSeq, a predicted model, not a curated record